UGAUUUGUCAGGAUCUUCAAAUGACACAUGUAUUUUCAUCAACCCCAGGCUCGAACGAUUCUAGGCAUGGUCAGGCUCACCAGCACAGCACAUUCUUUGAGUUGACUUACACAUAGACUUUCGAUCUGGCGGUGGUAGCUGGGUGAGACUUUUGGGGCGGUAUCACCGCGACGAUACUGCUGUCUUUCUGUGUUCUGGCGGAGGUCGAAGAACUAUGGCGAAAAGAGGUGGAACACGACUUCAAGCCUUGGUGACGGUUGCUGGGACUUUUGCAUUCAUUGGAGCUUAUUCUGCAAUACCGCGACUGUCAAUUGCGCGGAACGAUGACUCGACUAUCAUCAAGUAUGAUCAUAUCAAGCCCAAGGUCCACGUUCCAGCUCCGGCCGAUCCGGGCAUGGUGAUAUCAUCCGGACCAAAACCUCAAACCUCAUCAGGACCACGUCGAGGCAAGCCAUUCUCGGAGAACGACUGGAUCUUCGAUACCGGCGCCACCACACAUGUUUGCAGUAACCGCAACCUCUUACACACUUACGACACAUUGAACCCCUACAACAACAAACUUGAUCCACGAGCUGUGGGUUAUUUUGGGCCCAAUCCAGUUCCAAUUGUUGGAGUUGGCGACGUCACAAUAGACUUGCCCUCAGGCAUCGGGCGUGUUGCGAGUGGUUCGACGGAUUCCCGAGGCCUUGUGGUCAACCGCAUGACUAUCAGGCAUGUCAGCCACAUUCCGCAGGCCGGUGUCAACCUCAUUAGCUGGUCACAGCUGAAGAGAGCCAAAGGCGCCAAUCUCACCCUUCAAGAAGAAGCGGACGGAUCACUCACGGUGCAGAAUCGAGGAAAACCUGUCAUGCGAUUCGAACCCAGGGAUGGUCUAUUCUUCCUUGUGCAGCUCCCGCCGACACCACCUGCUUCUACCAGCUCCACUGGUUGACAUCGGAUUGGUUUCCAAAAAAAGAAUAACAAAAAUUGUGGAAGAUCCUCGGAUCAUAUCUACCUCGAGCUGUACGACCGGGCCGCUCUCCACAUUGACCGUCGGCCAUAUGGCAGAAUUACUUGCCUCUCAAGCAUGGCAUGGAGAGAGGGAGAAGAAGACGACAAAGCGCAAGGAUAAAAGCAAAUAUCUAAGCAAGCGAUGACGUGAAGUCGCCUCUAGGCUAUCAGCGGGACGAUUCCGGCUUGUCCUCCCCCUCUCUGCCCCCUCAGAGGAUGUUUCACUCUCAAUUGUCCUCGAUGGAGAGUUUGUUCCGGUGAACGAAGGGCUGAGUCGGCUCCGAGCCUUCUGUUCACCUUGCCUUGACAAUUAUCACUUCCAUGUGUUCUGAUACCAUUGAUGGCUUGAAUGAUCAUAACGCGGCCUUUAUUCUGGGGUCUUUGACGGAGCUACACCUUCUACGAGUACAAAGCUGCUAGAUAGAAAAAGGGGGAGGAAAUGAUAGUCGAGAGCGGGCCGUGAGAAGGUGCUGGCACGAAUCCCCUGUACGAAUACGAAUACGAGUACGACCCUGCCCCAUGGUGGUUAUUGGUAGAUACGCUAUUUGGCCUUGUGCUCCACCGUCGCUGAUACGUUGAUCCACCCUAGUAUUCUUGUAUCAUAUUCAAG
Exophiala oligosperma is the source of this 1600-nucleotide messenger RNA. RefSeq lists its product as uncharacterized. Lineage: Eukaryota; Fungi; Ascomycota; Eurotiomycetes; Chaetothyriales; Herpotrichiellaceae. The transcript is spliced from 3 exons. Bases 215 to 931 code for a protein of 238 amino acids. The record is from RefSeq and is a predicted model, not a curated record.